AUGAACGCUGCUAGCGGUCCCCAAUUGCAACUCAAUCUGUCAGCGGCGAACACAUCAUUCAAGCGGUCGUUCUCUGAGCUUGGCUUCGAUCCAGACAGUCCUCUUAACGAGACCGGGAGCAGUGGCUCAAGCGUCGAAGGCAGUGAGCGCAGCAAACGCUCCAGAAGCGAAGGCAGCGACAUCGAUGCCCUCCUCCAUACCUCUGCAUCAAGCUCGACAAGUACCCCUUCCAGCAGCUCACAGACUGCCUCCACGACUACACUAUGUCCUGGUGAAACGAUGUUUGCGAGCCAUGUAGGCAGCUCAUCUGUGAGCCUCGUGGCAAACGAGCCUGAAGUUCUGCCGUCCCCAAUGGAUGGGAUUGAAGGAUCAAGUCAGUCAUCACUGGAAAAUCGUAUACAAACGACCUCCAACCCCGAAGAUGAGCAGUAUAGAAUAUCAAUGGAGCGCUUCAAUGCAUUCGAUAGUAACAUCUCUCUGUUGCGACGUUCACCUUCGCCAGUUCUGGACUCUCAAGUUGGCAACCAACCUGCUCCUAACAGGAGUGCUUCUGACCCCGCAGUGGUGCCAGGUGGCCGUCCUAAUGGCGAUGACCUAUUUCGGCGGACAGCCUCGCCACCCCCAUUAUCAGAACUAUUCCAUAGUGUCCCGCGCUUUCGCUCUGUCUCAUCCCAGUACAACUUUGAGCCGUGGUUCGACGCAAUGGCGCCAGACCAGCGCACGUUGAGUCUUCCAUCUCUAGAGGCCCUGACGGCCUAUCAAGUACCACACGAGGUCGCAUAG
Molecule: messenger RNA, 783 nt
Organism: Postia placenta MAD-698-R-SB12
Lineage: Eukaryota; Fungi; Basidiomycota; Agaricomycetes; Polyporales; Adustoporiaceae
Exons: 2
Coding region: 1-783 (260 amino acids)
Source: RefSeq, a predicted model, not a curated record